This is a messenger RNA of Peronospora belbahrii, 2229 nucleotides long. Lineage: Eukaryota; Oomycota; Peronosporomycetes; Peronosporales; Peronosporaceae. The record is from the annotation of a GenBank genome assembly.
AUGGAGAAAACAAAGCGAGAAGAACAGUUUGAGGCUGUUUGUUUAGCACGAGCAUUAGACUGGAAAAGUCUUCAGCGAUUACUAGAAAAGAAUCCACAUAUGGCGAAACAAUGUGAUGAUCAUGGUAUGCUUCCAAUUCAUUGGGCUUGUACAGUACGUCGUGUACCAUUAUCACUUCUUGCAAAACUUCUUCAAGCGUAUCCCGAAGGUGUUCAAAUAAAGAAUGAUGGCGAUUUAUUACCAUUACAUAUUGCUAUUCGAGCAGGUAUGCAAGCAUUAUGUCUUCGUAAAUUAGUACGUGCGUAUCCGGAUGCUGUGAAUGAACGAACACCGGAUGGAGUCUCGGCUUUAGAAAUGGCACAAGAUAUUGGACUGGAUGCAGAGAGUUUAAAAGUACUUUAUCGAGUUUAUGAACGAAGGAGUCUUCUUUUUCAGCAACAGAAUGGAGAAGAUAGUAGCUCAAAUCAUUUGAAGAGGAGUGAGUCGGAUCCGAAACAAGUGCUUAGUGAACAGGAAGAAGGUGAAGUUUCUGGGGUGGAAAGACCGGAAGAUGAAGAAAAUGACUGGACUGAUGCUGCUGUACCAAAACCGUUUGUGGGAAAUACUGGUAGUAGUGGAUUUCUUUAUGUAGGUGAUGAUGGGGAACUGGACGCGGUUGAAAAGUCUACGUUGGAACCGGAAGAUAGUAUCAGCAUCAUGAGUGAACAGUCGUUAAGUGACAUUGAUGGACUUGACACGCCGCAUGACCAUCUUGUGUCGCCUUCUUCGAUCAGCAUGUGUAGCCAAGAUGAUCCAAGGACCCCAUCCAGCUCUCAUAUGUCGUUUAGUGCUGUCCAGCUUCGUAAUAGCAGUCAUCGUAGAUUACUUGUAAAGAGCUUUCAGGAUCAAAGCCAUCAGAAAUCUCAGCUGCCCCAGCAGAAACAAAUGCACCACAUGACAUCGUUGCUUACCCAGCUACAAGAAAAUGGUGCCGUGAGUAAUCGAGAGCUGCGGACGAUGGUAUCUGCGAUAGGUGCCAAUGUUACUGAGGGAAAAAACAAGAAAGAUGCAUUGAGUCGGAGCCAUGGUCGUCACCGAUCGCUCCCUGUGAUGCCUAGCCAUGGAUACCUUCGACAGAACUCAAGCUUCCAGUUUGACAAUGAGGCGGACGAUGAGGAUGAAUAUGACGGUCAUGAUGUUGGAUCGUCGCGAGGCAGCACUAGUAGCGGAGGUGCGGUUGGUGUUCCCGCCAGCAAACGAGACAGUCUUUUCUUCUCAGUACAGAAAACCGCUCGACGACAAGCAACACGUAGUGGAUCACACAGAAGCUCUCCACCAUUGUUUCGACGGUCACGCCGUCGGGCGUCACACGGAUCAAAUGAUCGAGGCCACUUUGACCCACCACCUGAAUGGAAACAUGACGGUGAAUGCUCGAUCUGCCGUGCCAGCUUUGGUAUGUUCAAGCACCGCCAUCAUUGCCGCAAUUGCGGCAAGUCUAUUUGCAGCCAACAUAGUGCGGACAAGAAAAUUUCGAUGGAAGCCAAGGGCUUUACUACUCCGCAGCGUGUCUGUGUCACAUGUUAUGCCAUGAUUACACACAGUCGGUCGCUGAAGCAUGAUCAGCUUGAGCUCGAAGAUAACGGCCGUGAGGGUCCAUUGCUCAACAACGUCGCCUUCCAGCAGCAGCAACGAUAUGCGUUCACUCCAGGAGCUGGCGCUAGCGAUCGCUAUGGUGUUGGUGACGUCUCGUUUCCAUCUUUGACGACCCCACUGCCCAAUCGAAGCAUUGCAUUUGGAAGUUCGCAAAGCCUCACCACUAGCGAUGGAAGUCUUGGCGCUUCGCCGAUAACCGGACGUAAAGGAAGCUCUCGAAAGGCAACUGUGUUAGCUGCAGGUGAAGCAACUGGAGGAAUUGGGGAACACGGCACCACCAACCACGCGUCAAGAUUAAGUGGGGCACCAUCAUCGUCGGCUGUGCAUGAGCUGCGUAGUUUGCUGGCUUCACAACAAAAGCAGAUUGAACAGCUUGCUGAAAGCAAUAUGCAGAUGCAGCAGCAGCUUCUCGAGCAAGAAGAGUUAAAAGCCGAGACGAUGCUUCUGAUCACUCAAUUAAUGACGCGCGUAUCGGUGCUAGAGCUGCAACAAGAUCGCAGUUCCAGAUACUCGAAGCGUCGAAGUGCUGGUACUGGUGAUAGCGAAGAUGAAGAUGAGGAGUUUCCUCAGGAUGACAGUAGCCCCUUUCACCGGUAG